This is a messenger RNA of Didymodactylos carnosus, 1161 nucleotides long. The record is from the annotation of a GenBank genome assembly. Lineage: Eukaryota; Metazoa; Rotifera; Eurotatoria; Philodinida; Philodinidae.
AUGGCAUCCCUGCUCACGAACCACCCAGAAAAAAAGAAGUCUGAACUUGUUGGACAAUCAACAUUCAGUGAGAGUGGAAAUUCUCUUGUAUUAUAUGUUGCUAUUCGUAAUAAAAAAUUUCGAAAUGUUACAAAUUGUUAUAUUACAAAUUUAGCUAUUACAGAUCUUUUGUUUUUAUUAUUAUCUAUUCCAUUAACAACAUAUUUAGGAUUUCGAGAUACAUGGCCGUUUGGACAAUUUUUAUGUAAAAUAUAUAUCUAUUUAGCACAUGUGAUUUUACAAGCAACAUGUUUUACUUUGGCCGUAAUGAGUAUCGAUCGUUAUUUAUAUAUUGUUCAGGUGAAAGCAAAAUUAAAAUGGCGAACAGUUAGAAACGCUUUUAUUAUCUGUCUUCUUAUUUGGACAGCAUCAUUAUUAUUUAUUAUUCCCUUCGAUAAACUGGCCCGAGCAUCAGUUCAAAGAACUUCAAAACAUUGUGGUGUCGAUUCAGAACAAUCAGUUAUUAGUUGUCUUAUUACUUUAUGUUCUUAUUAUGCCAUACCAUUAGCGAUUAUAAUUAUUUGCUAUUCGAAACUUUUAUUGUAUGUGAUUGAAAAUUCAAAAUCGAUGGCCGAAACUCAAACGGCUGCCUUUCGUCAAGUAGUUCGUACAAAACAAAAACGUGUAACAAGAAUGGUUGUUGUUGUAACACUAGCAUUUGCCAUUUGUUGGCUUCCAAUACAGACACUAGAAUUACUCAAAUGUACAAGAUCACCCUUACUAUUAGUAUUUAUCCAUUAUCCAAAAUUAUUAAAUCGAAUUCGAAUUAUUUCUCAUGCAUUAGCCUAUUUUAACUCAUGUUUAAAUCCAUGUUUAUACGCUUUAUUGAAUCGAAAUUUUUGUGCAGAUGUCGUUCGUUUGAUACCAACAUCAUGUCAAUGUACAAAGUCAGUAUCAACAACUUCAUGGAAACAACAUAAACUGAGAAAUGUUAUUUUAAGUCCUGGACAUGAACAACAUGAAAGUUCAAAAAAUGACAAUGAAACUAUUGGUGAAGAAUUGAUAAAUUUAAAAGAUUUACCUAGUGCUAGUUGUCAUAUAGAACAACCGAAUGAUACAGAGCGUGAUGUUGAUGUUAAUAAUUAUUUAUUAAAUAAGAUAAAAUUGUCGAAUAAUAAUUAG